CCUGCGCCAGAGAGUCGGGUGGAGGUUCUGUGCUCAUAUUAAUGACUGCCGAGGAGACGGCGGCGCAUCUAUGUGGUCCGCCUGACACUUGAUCGAGGGAAGAGAUGCGCCGCUGAUCGGCCGCUCUGAAGACGGAGAAGGGAAGGGCACAGGGAACACAGGAAGCUGUAUCCGCACUUCUCCUUCAUCCCCCUCCUCCUCCUCCGCCUCCUGCUGCUGCUGCUUUUGGAACAUUUUUGCCUCAUAGAAAGAAGCCCGUGUUAUUUGCGUGCGUCCCCCUCGCCACCUGCCCCCCUCCGUCGGAUGAAAGCAGAGAACUGAUUUCUCAUCAGCGGCGUGAAAACGACCACACAUUGUUGCCUGCUCCUCGUUUUGUUGUUUUCUUUUUUUUUUCCUCUCCUCCUCACUCGGUUGAGAUGGGAAUAUAGACGGGCGGCGCUUUGAAUGCGACGAUGGUUGAACCGGCCCCAGUGUUAGCAUAAUGGAGGUGGCCUGGUGGGGAUGCGAGCGAAGCGUUGCCAAGAUGUGAAUGGAAAAGCCUUUCACCUUGACAGCAGGGGUGAGCCUCUUAAAGGAAGCGCUGGCCAAGUAGGAAUGGACUGGGCUGUGGAAUCUCAAAGCUACUGAAGACAAUCAAAGAGGGCAUUUAUCUUUAAGUAAUACUAACAUAUAGAGUAAGAUCUAUCCUUUUUUUUUCCCUUUUUAUCCCCAUCUCCUACUUUUUUGUUAGUAUUGCAAGUUUGGCUCCAAACCCUUAAACUGGAAGCUAUAUUGCAUUAUUGGCCAUUACAUUCAAGGACACCCAUACAGCAGGACAUAAUCCCCCCGCCCCCCGAGGGAACCCAGUGGUGGUGGUGGGUUUGGUGAGGGGGCUGAGUCAGUCGCCUCUGCAACAGCAGCAGCAAAUGAGUUGUUGUUCAUGAAGGCAACAACUGAAAACCCUUUAUCUAAGAAGACCAACUUCUGUUGGGGGGGGAAAAGGUUCAACAUGAAGGACAUGUCAUUUGUUGAUUGCCUCUUCAUUGGGUUGGCUAUGGCGUCUCUUGCCGUAGCCACUGAGGUGGGACCCGAUUGCCCGAAGCUUUGUGUGUGUGAAAUUAGACCCUGGUUUUCUCCUACUUCAGUGUACAUGGAGGUGCAGACGGUGGACUGUAAUGACGUGGGACUCUUUAGACUGCCAGAAAGAUUACCAGUGGGCACACAAGUUCUAUUACUGCAAACAAACAACGUUGCCAAGAUUGUCAAACCUUUGGAUUACUUGGCUAAUAUCACAGAGAUAGACCUAUCACAAAACAACCUAUCUUCUAUCAGUGACAUCCAUUUGGGAAAUCUUUCUCAGCUGGCAUCCCUUCAUCUGGAGGAGAACUGGAUAGAGGAGUUACCUGAGCGAUGCCUGUCCGACUUGGUUAACCUGCAGGAGCUCUACCUGAAUCACAAUCUCAUCUCUUCUAUUUCCACAAUGGCUUUUCAGGGUCUAAGUAACCUGGUGCGUCUUCAUCUCAACUCUAACAAGCUGAAGGUUAUCAAGAGAGAAUGGUUCGAACCCAUGCCGAAUCUGGAGAUCCUAAUGAUUGGUGAGAACCCGGUUCUCUCCAUUUACGACCUGAACUUCAAACCUCUAGGAAACCUCCGUAGUCUUGUUCUUACCAGAAUGAACCUGUCUCAGCUACCCGACAAUGCACUCACAGGCCUUGAUAACUUGGAGAGCAUUUCAUUCUAUGAUAAUAUUUUUCCAGAAGUCCCUCAUUCAGCCCUGAAAAAUGUUAAAAAUCUAAAAUUUUUGGAUCUGAAUAAAAACCCAAUAUCCCGGAUACAAAGAGGAGACUUUGUCGAUAUGCUGCAUCUGAAAGAACUGGGGAUUAACAGCAUGCCAGAGCUAAUUUCCAUAGACAGCUUUGCUCUUAAUAACCUCCCUGAGUUAACUAAAAUCGAAGCCACCAACAAUCCUAAACUCUCCUACAUCCACCCCAAUGCUUUCUACAAACUACCACGACUGGAGACCCUCAUGCUAAACGGCAAUGCUCUCAGCGCCCUCCACAGGAUAACCGUUGAGUCUCUUCCGAAUCUCAGAGAAGUCAGCAUGCACAGCAACCCUAUCCGCUGUGACUGUGUAGUUCGCUGGAUGAACAUGAACAAAACCAACAUUCGCUUCAUGGAACCAGAUUCAUUGUACUGCGUAGAACCUCCAGAGUACGAGGGCCAACAUGUUCGACAGGUGCACUUCAGGGAGAUGAUGGAAAUCUGCCUGCCGCUAAUAUCCCCUGAAAGUAUGCCGGGACACAUAAAGGCACACAAAGGGAGCUCUGUGUCACUCCACUGUCGGGCAUUUGCUGAACCGGAGCCAGAUAUUUACUGGAUUACCCCGUCUGGUACCAGGAUCCUGCCGAAUUCCAUGUCUAACAAAUUCUAUAUGCAUCCAGAAGGAACAUUCGACAUCUACGAUGUAUCCGAAAAUGAAGCAGGUGUUUACACCUGUGUCGCGCACAAUCUGGUUGGAGCUGACCUCAAAUCUGUUUCGGUAGAGGUGAAUGGAUAUUUUCCUCAACUUGCAAGUGGAUCCCUGAAUGUUGUGAUUAAAUCAGUGGGGACAAACUUCAUCCUUGUUUCCUGGAAAGGUCAUCCUGGCUCUUUGGCCCCCAGUAUUAAAUGGUACACACUAUCUGAUCUGAAUCAUCCCACAACAGCGUUCAGCACCAGGGUUCCUUCGGACAUCCAGCUUUACAACCUCUCUCAUCUCCACCCUGCCACCCAGUACAAAGUUUGUGUGGAUAUCCGCAGCAUCCACUACGACCAUGACACCAAAUGCAUCAAUGUCACCACUAAGGGAUUAGAGCUGGCAGCCAAGGACACAGCAAAAUGGGAUGCGGCACUAAUCACUGUCUUUGGAGUGCUCUUGGCAGUGGUUUCAUUGGCAUGUCUGUUUUUUUAUGCGUCUCUGAGGAACCGCUACUUUUAUGGGAAUAUAAGGAGAUACGACUCCAAGGCAUUGCUUACACCAGUGGAAGCUCCUGGGCUGCACUCUUCUUUCUUUACAAAGCUUUGGGAUUCGGGUAAGAGUGUGCCGAGCGGAGUGGAAGUUAAAGCCACAGUCAUAAAUGUAUCUGAUAAUGCCUUUUAAAAAAUCCAGCUGUGGAUGGAGUCUCAUACUAACUACAGAUAAUGGACAAUGCCAUAAGCAGGGGUAGACGAACUUAUGCUUUCAAAAGCAUACCUGUGGCUAAAAACCCCAGCUCAAACACACUGGCAAAAUUUAUAAUUAUAAAUGGGAUGAAACACUUAACAGGACUAAAUGGCAUCCCGCCCGACGCGGUGGCUUUGUGAACCUUACACGGAACCAAGCCGUCGUCAACGGGAAAGGGUCUCUACUGCAAAAACACCAACUCGAGCUCAAAUUCACCCAGAAACGCAGGCAGAGAAAAGGAAGCCGAGACGAAGACGGUGGCCAACUCUCUUGUAAUUGACUGUUAAAUGUGUUCAGAAUCGUGGAACUGUCCGUGUGGUCCCAAGCAAUACCGUCUGUGCUUUGUCAAACAUCCAUAGACGAGUUAGAGAAACAGUAAUAACACCUGUCUAUUAUGGGAAAGGAGAUUUAGUAGAGUAGACGAAUACCAGUGACUAUGGUGUAAGCCUUUUGAUGAACUAUACCCCAUUUUUCUAUUUAAAAGAUGGAUUCUUGGUUUUUUUUUUUUUUCUUGAAAAUAUUGUUAUAUUUUCUUUUUUGUUGAUGUAAUGACAAAUCCUCUGUAUGUGAAAAGUUUAAAUGGGUUUUAAAUUAAGGAGAGGAGCAAACUACUUUUGAUUACAGCUUCACAUUAAGCUUAAUGAAAUUCAGCUAUGAAAUGAGUGUCUAGAGAGAAGAUUUGCCAAAUGGCUGUUUAUGCUUUGUAGUUCUCAUUACGACGAUGACUGGGAGACAAUGCGGAUACAUUCAACUAAAACUAAUAUGAGAGGUUGAUUAAAACUGAAGUGAGUGAUGCGCUGUCUCUUGAAGGAGUGGUUUGCUAAAUCCUGGUAAGUGCCUACAACAAGAACUACAUGAAGAAAGGAGGAAGAGGAACUGAGGAAAUCUGUCAACCACAGCAAAACAUGAUCAUGCCAUCAUUGCAGAAUCAGAAACUAUACUCCCAGUAUGUUUAGUGGAAAUACUUUCUCAGUAUUUUUAGCAUACAUAUUUUAAGAAAGCAUUUUGUUAUUGCUUUGGGUGUAAAGUCAAAAAGCCAUUUUUAUAUUAACUGUAUUAUAUGUGAUCAAUGGGCACAACAAACUAAUCGAGAAAAGCGCUAAGAAAAAAUAAUAAAUGUCAUUGUUUCUUUUACAAA
This is a messenger RNA of Poecilia latipinna (sailfin molly), 4319 nucleotides long. It is a transcript of the gene lrrn3b, whose product is annotated as leucine rich repeat neuronal 3b. Bases 920 to 3118 code for a protein of 732 amino acids. The transcript has 3 exons. Gene Ontology annotation, molecular function: protein binding. NCBI's taxonomy places the organism in Eukaryota, Metazoa, Chordata, Actinopteri, Cyprinodontiformes, Poeciliidae. The record is from RefSeq and is a predicted model, not a curated record.